This is a messenger RNA of Brassica napus (rape), 3798 nucleotides long. RefSeq names its product B3 domain-containing transcription repressor VAL1-like. The record is from RefSeq and is a predicted model, not a curated record. Bases 1025 to 3508 code for a protein of 827 amino acids. The transcript has 13 exons. Gene Ontology annotation, molecular function: zinc ion binding; DNA binding. Lineage: Eukaryota; Viridiplantae; Streptophyta; Magnoliopsida; Brassicales; Brassicaceae.
AUGAUUAAAAUUCUUGAUUUUUAUUGUAUACGCCUAUACAAGAAGGUCAAUAGGAAAAUGAAAAAAAAAAGCACAGAGCAUUCCGUUUGCGAUGUAUGUGUGUAUUAUUCUUCGAGUGUCAAGCAUGCAUUCUACAUUUAUGAUUAGCCAAAAAACUUAUAAUGCAUAAGAAUAAUAUUUUCCAAAGAGAUUAAUAUUCCAGUAGAGUUGAAUACACAUAACCAAAAAAAAGCUCAAAGCCUUCUGUUUCUGAUGUAUGUAUUCUUCAAGUGUCAUGCAUGCAUUUCUAAAUUAAUAUUCUAAUUUUACACCAAAAAAUACCGAACAUAUUAGAAUUGAAUACAUAUAAUCAAAUAUCAAAAUUCACGUCACCAUACCCAUUAAUUUUUGAAUAUAAUAGGGAAAAACAUAUAUUUCCCCCAAAAUAUGAUUCCUACCAAUCCAAAUCCAUGCCUAUAAAAUAAAUGCAAAAAAAAAAACCCAAAUUAAAAAAGAAAGAAAAAAAGUCAAAAAGGGAAGAAAAAACCAAAAGUCGUUCACUUGUGUAUCUUCUAAUCUCUCUGUUUACUUUGGUCUUAAGCGGCGUGUGUGUUUGUAUGGACUCAAGUGUCGUGCAUGCAUUUCAUGCGUUUCUUUCCUCUCUAUCCCCCCCUUGCAUGCUCCUUCUCUUCAUCCUCUCCUCUCUAUUUAUCUGACCCAUAAUUUUAAUUUUACAUCCAAACAUUAAAAAAAAAAAAUCACCCAAAAAAACCUCGUAGCCUCUUCUCCUCGCCGUUACAGUCUCCCCUCUUCGCCGUCCUCUUAUACUCUCCGCCGCAACUCUCAUUGAUUGAACCUCCUCUGAUCUCUAACGCGACUUUGAUUUGACCCACGUCGAUGCAUGCUCAUGCCUAGUCCCUUCUCCAAUUCACGUCGAUUUCACCUCCGAUUCGUCUCUCCAUCACUUCUCUAGGGUUCUAAGUUUUUCGAUUGGGAUUUGGAAGAAAUCUGGUGGUGGGUUCGUGGAAAGGUUCAGACUUUGAAGAUGUUCCAAGUCAAAACGGGGUCAAAGAUGUGCAUGAACGCAUCGUGCGGCUCGACUUCUACUGUUGAAUGGAAGAAAGGUUGGCCUCUUCGAUCUGGUGCUCUCGCUGACCUCUGCUUUCGUUGCGGAUCGGCUUAUGAGACUUCUCUUUUCUGUGAGACAUUCCAUUUGGACCAAUCUGGUUGGAGGGAAUGCUAUUUAUGCAACAAGAGACUUCACUGUGGAUGCAUUGCCUCUAAGCUCGUUGUGGAGUUUAUGGACUACGGUGGUGUUGGUUGUAGUACCUGUACUAACUGCCAUCAACCCAACUUGGGUAAGAUAGGUGAGAAUCCAGGUCUGUUUAGUAGAUUGCCAAUGAACAGGCAACAUACUAAUGGAGAAAAUGGAAUGAAUGUUGGCAAAGCUGAUCUCUUUUCUCAGCCACUAGUCCAGGGAGAUGACAAAAGAGAAGAGUUCAUGCCUCACCGUGGGUUUAGUAAUCUCAUAAAAACAGAUAGGCUGGACGGUGGGGAAAUACUUGAAUCAUCAUCUACACCUUCACAGCCACCGUCUUUGAAUAUGCCUUUGGCAGCACUUCCUUAUAGCCUUAAUUUUGCAACUGCAACAAAGAAACUCAUGGAUGCUUCUUCUCAGCCCCACGCUGUCCAAUCCUCUUCCUCUAGUAUACUGCAAACACCUUCAAAAUCAGUUCUUGGAACUCCUCCUGGGACUAGCAAAUCUGCUCAGGCUCGGAUUGGUAGGCCUCCUAAUGAAGGGCGUGGGAGAAGCCAUUUACUUCCUCGGUAUUGGCCAAAGUAUACUGAUAAAGAGCUUCAGCAAAUCUCCGGAAAUUUAAAUUUAAACAUUGUGCCUCUUUUUGAGAAAACUCUUAGUGCAAGUGAUGCUGGUCGCAUUGGUCGUCUCGUUCUUCCAAAAGCCUGUGCAGAGGCAUAUUUUCCUCCCAUUAGUCAAUCAGAAGGCAUUCCAUUGAAGAUCCAAGACGUGAGGGGGAAGGAGUGGAUCUUCCAGUUCAGAUUCUGGCCCAAUAACAACAGUAGAAUGUAUGUUUUAGAAGGUGUCACUCCCUGCAUACAGUCCAUGAUGCUACAGGCUGGUGAUACAGUAACUUUCAGUAGGGUUGAUCCUGGUGGCAAACUAAUCAUGGGUUUCAGGAAGGCAACUCAUACUAAAGACAUACAGGGGUGUGGUCUUACUAAUGGUACUUUAAACGAGGACACAUCAUCGUCUGGUGUUACAGAGACUCCAACCUCCAUAAACGCUUCCUCGUGUCCCUCACAAAACCCUGAAGAACUGAAAGGUCUGCCUGAGCAUUUAAACUCAAAUCAUGGUGGUAGUAGCUUGAAGAAGAGUGAGGUGAAUGGAGUUAAAGACAAGAAGAGGACUCGUACUGUGGGAGCAAAAAGCAAGAGACUGCUUCUUCAUAGUGAAGAAUCUAUGGAGGUGAGAAUCACAUGGGAAGAAACUCAGGAGUUGAUUCGUCCUUCUCCUAGUGAAAAGCCUACCGUUGUAGUCAUCGAGGAGCAUGAGUUUGAAGAGUUUUACGAACCUCCUGUGUUUGGAAAGAGGACAAUUAUCACUUCAAAACCUUCAGGUGAACAAGAACGAUGGGCAUCUUGUGAUGACUGCUCUAAAUGGAGAAAGUUACCUGUAGAGGCUCUUCUCCCUGCAAAGUGGACAUGUUCAGACAAUGUUUGGGAUGAGAGCAGGUGUUCUUGUUCUGCACCUGAGGAGAGUCUGAAGGAGCUUGAGAAUGUUCUUAGAAUGAGCAAAGAGUACAAGAAGAGAAGAACUGGGGUGAGCCAGACAGUAAGAACUGAGGAAGAACUGACGGGUCUGGAUGCACUAGCGAGUGCAGCAGCCUUGGGGGACACUUUAGGGGAAGAAGAGGAGCCUGCGACAACUACCAGACAUCCAAGGCACAGGGUUGGAUGCUCUUGCAUUGUGUGCAUUCAGCCGCCGAGUGGGAAAGGCAGGCACAACUCGAGUUGCCUGUGCACGGUGUGCAGCACAGUGAAGAGAAGGUUCAAGACGCUGAUGAUGAGGAGGAAGAAGAAGCAGUUAGAGCGGGAGGAAAUAGAAGCAGCGGCGGCGGCGGAUCAGGAGAACAAGGAGGAUGGGAAAACAGGGAGGAUAGAUUUGAACAGUGAUCCUUGUAAUAGAGGAGAGGUUGAAGCUGUGGGUGUGGAGGAGAAAGACGAGAGUGGAAAAGGAGAAGCAGGGGAGUGUUUGGGCGUGGCACAGGCCGGUGAUGUUGUAGGAGUAACGGAGUUAGAAGGAGAGGGUGAGAAAAUCGGUGAAGAGUCGAAAGGGUUCCCCGCUUCGCGGGUCAUUCCCUGGACCCGGUCAGGCAGCAGGCCAGCUUCACCCGGGAGGGUAUUCCCUGAGCCCGAAGGUCCAGUACCCGCUUUUAGUGACAGGGAUGAGCAGUUCGUUUCCGGCUGGCGUCGAACCCGGAAGCAUGACAAUUGGCCCCCAAAUCUCUAACUAGUAGAGCUGACUCAUCCUGUCAAAAGUCAAUGUUUUUUCAUAGUUUUAAGCAAACAUAAGCUUCUGGUUCAUAAGAACAACAAUGACCAUCUUCUCCUUUUGCACUUUUUACUCUUUUUUAAUGGUCUGUGGUGAGUUUUGGGUUUAGGGUUUUAGUGUUGUCUCCGUUAAUAUUGCAGAAGGCAGAAAUGGUGCUUCCGUGUUUGGUGAUCAAAAAGUUGGAAUAUUUUUGUUUGUGUUGUAGUUUUAAACCUCACAUGGGAAGGCAUUAUGUUCAAUUAAGAUCC